Molecule: messenger RNA, 3873 nt
Organism: Vanessa tameamea
Lineage: Eukaryota; Metazoa; Arthropoda; Insecta; Lepidoptera; Nymphalidae
Exons: 2
Coding region: 1-3873 (1290 amino acids)
Source: RefSeq, a predicted model, not a curated record
AUGUCGCUGCCCGGGGGCUAUCGCCGGGGCACAUCUGGAGCUGACGCUGGAUGUCUCAGCCUGCGAACCGUCAGCAGCGAGGAGCUGAACAGGCGGGCCCUCGCUGGGGAUAAACCCGAAAAUGCUACAGCUGAACUAGGAGGGUGCUAUUCACCGUCUCCAUGCAAUAGCCCAACCGUAUCAAUAACUUCAAAUAACUCAUCAUUCAGAUCUUCUCAAAUACCAUCAUCAACUAGUAGCAUGCUUUUAGAGGAUGUUGUGCAGACGACACUUUCUGUCAAUAAACCUGCACCCACCACUAACGGCGUAAAAAAGCGUAGGAAAUGGAGUCCUGAUAUUAAUAAAUAUAUCCUACGCAAAUAUCUUGAAAUCACAAAAUUGGAAACAGACACAAAAGCGUAUCUUACACCAUUAUAUGAAAACUUUAGUAAAAUGUAUCCUGAUAUGAACGACGUAACCCGACAACGACUUGGUGAUCAGCGGCGAGCUAUAAUGCAGAAAAAGUUAUUACCGCAAUCUACAAUAGACCAAAUAUACAAUCAAGUCAAAAAGGAACUGCAAAAUAUAUCAUUCACAAAUACUCAAUCUCAGAAUUCAACAUUGUACAUCUCUUCAUCAAAUAACACAGGCAGAAAUUUAAAAACACCCACACAACAGGCACGAAUGAAGUGGACGAAAGAACACAAUGAGGCAAUAAUAAGAGCAUACUAUAAAAUUACUCAACUAGAGUCAAACAUAACCGCAUAUGGGCAACCACUUCACCAGGCUUUUAUUGACACUUUUCCACAUUUAGCACAUAUAUCGGAACAAAGAAUUGCUGAUCAGAGACGUCUCAUUCUCAAUAACAACUACGUCAGCAAAGAUAAACGCGAAGCAAUUAAAAAAGAAGUCGCACAAGAAUUAAAUAGAGAUAAAUAUGAUGUAAAUAUGCAAUCUGAAAAUCCAAGUUAUCAAAAUUGCAAUUAUUCGAUCUCUCAAACUAAUAUACACUCAGAAACUAUACAAAGUAACAGCAACAUACAAACACCUAACACACAACCUCAAAUAACACCUUUUGUAAAAAAUCAACGGACACAGACACAACAUACACUCCAAAUAGAUUAUAUGGACCAAAGUAAUGAGGUGACUGAUGGUAGUUUAGAAAAAGAGCUAUUGGAGAAACUUCGAGAGACACUAGAAACGUUCACAGAUAUAAUUCCAGAAACCAGACCAAAAUUACCAAGGCUAAGAGAAAACAAAGAACUAUACAAACUACUCAAUAUAUUUAACCAAAAGAUCCUACAUAAAUUUUUAAGCAAUGAUACAACGGUCUCUGAAGUUCAUACUCUAAUCUACUGCACAGCAAUGGUCAUAAGUAAGCAACUAGGAUACAAAGUACGACUUAAUACUAAUGAUUACAGACAACAUAUAAAACCUGAAAAACAACCAUGGCAAAUUAGACAAUUAGAACUUAGUGGCAGCAAAAAUAAUAGCCUCGAGCAAUCAGAAAUACCGGAUAAAGAUGAUUUCAAAAACUACUGGGCCGAUUUGUGGGAAAAAAGUGAGUGUCAUAAUGAAAGAGCAAGUUGGAUAAAGGAAGAAGAAAGAAAAUGGGAUGGUAUUGAAGAAAUGGAAUUUUUAGAUUUAACAAAAGAAGACAUUGAAAAAGUAACGCGAAAAAUGAAAAAUUGGAAGGCUGCGGGGCCAGAUGGCAUACAAAACUUUUGGCUUAAAAAACUUUCUUUCCUACACGAGAAACUUGCUAAAAAAUGUACAGAACUGAUUAAAGGAGAAGCACAAUUACCAGACUUUUUAGCAAAAGGUAUAACCCAUAUGCUACCAAAAAGUGCAGAUACAUCAAGCCCAUCACAGUAUAGACCAAUUACUUGUUUGCCAACCUUAUACAAACUAAUUACGUCCUGCAUAUCUAACAAAAUUAACUCGCAUAUAGAAUCCAAUAACAUAUUAGCAGAAGAGCAAAAAGGAUGUAGGCAGGGUCAUAGGGGAUGUAAGGAACAGCUAAUUAUUGAUUCUACAAUACUAAAACAAGCACAUAAACACAAUAGAAAUUUACAUGUAACAUACAUCGACUACAAAAAAGCUUUUGACAGUGUACCCCAUUCUUGGUUAAUUAGAGUUCUGCAAAUUUAUAAAGUAAACCCUACAAUAAUAACAUUCCUGGAAGAUGCCAUGACCAAAUGGAAAACAACUUUAUCUCUUUCCAACGGAACUUUCAAAAUUAUCACAGAUGAAAUUCAUAUUUGUAAUGGCAUUUUUCAGGGCGAUUCACUGAGCCCCCUAUGGUUCUGCCUUGCACUCAACCCACUUUCGCAUUUACUUAACCAAGUUAACGGAUACAACCUAUCUAACAGUACAGCAAUAACACAUCUAAUGUAUAUGGAUGACAUCAAGUUAUAUGGUAAAUCGGAAAAAGAUAUGGAAGACCUACUAACUAUAACAGCUAACUUCAGUAAAGACAUUCACAUGACGUUUGGAUUAGAUAAAUGCAAAACCUUACACAUACACAAUGGAAACAUAUUAACAGGAGAUUAUAAUAUAAAUAACACAAUAAAUAUUACAGCUAUGGACAUAAACCACACAUAUAAAUAUCUAGGCAUACAACAAAAUAAAUAUAUAAAUCAUACACAAAUUAAAAAAGAACUUACAUCAGAAUAUCUAAGAAGAGUAAAUAUAAUAUGUAGACAAAAACUCAAUUCUAGAAAUUUGUUUAAGGCUCUUAAUACUUACGCAGUUCCUAUACUGACGUACUCAUUUGCUAUAAUUAAAUGGACCAAUACAGAUAUAUCUCACUUACAAAUUAAAACAAGAACUUCAUUAACUAAACACAAAUACCUGCAUCCAAAAUCUGCUAUUGAAAGAAUGACCAUUAAAAGAGAGAAAGGAGGAAGAGGGUUAGUUGAUCUAAAAAUAUUGUUGGAAAGCCAAAUAAACAACAUGAGAAUUUUUUUCUAUAACAAAACUGAGAGUUCAAUACACAAAGCCGUGGUAGAGAUUGACGACAAAAUGACACCAUUAAAUUUAAAACAAACUCACGUCACUUAUAAGUUACAGAACAUUAGCGAAAAGGAGAAACUAGAUUCAUGGCGACAGAAACAACUACAUGGCAGGCAUAUUAAAGACUUAGAACAACAGCAUAUUGAUUCUGUAGCUUCAAACAAAUGGCUAAAAUUAGGUUACCUAUUCCCUGAAACGGAAGGAUUCUUGAUUUCAAUACAAGAUCAAGUAAUUAAUACUAAAAAUUACAGGAAACACAUAAUUAAAGAUCCAAGCUCUCUAGACGACCGAUGUAGAAAAUGCCACAAAAAUCCAGAAACCAUUCAGCACAUAAUAAAUGCAUGCCCACUUUUAACACAGAACGAUUACACACACCGACAUAACCAAAUCGUACAUUAUGUGCAUCAAAAACUUGCCAUUAAAUAUAAACUGUUACCGCCUAAAGUAGAACCAUACUACCAGUACACACCCAAAGCCGUUCUGGAGAGUCCCAGUUACAGGAUGUACUUUGACCGAGCUAUACUAACAGACAAAACGAUUUAUUGUAAUAGACCAGACAUCACCGUAGUUGAUAAAGCUAACAAAACUGCAUAUUUAAUAGACAUAGCCGUGCCCAAUACCCAUAAUAUAAAACAAACAAUUGCAGAUAAAAUACAUAAAUACUCUGAACUUAAAGAAGAGAUACUUAGAAUAUGGAAUUUGGACAAAGUGUAUAUCGUUCCACUGGUACUCUCCAGUACGGGAGUAAUCCCAAAUCAUCUACACCAUAGUAUUAAAUUACUACAACUCCCAGAAAAUGCAUAUAUCACCAUGCAAAAAGCUGCCAUCCUAAAUACAUGCCGAAUUGUACGUCGUUUUCUUCAGGAUGAACCUACAUAA